Pneumocystis carinii B80 is the source of this 1719-nucleotide messenger RNA. RefSeq lists its product as hypothetical. Gene Ontology annotation, cellular component: nucleus. NCBI's taxonomy places the organism in Eukaryota, Fungi, Ascomycota, Pneumocystomycetes, Pneumocystales, Pneumocystaceae. The coding region runs from base 1 to 1719 and encodes 572 amino acids. The record is from RefSeq and is a predicted model, not a curated record. The transcript has 2 exons.
AUGAAUCUUAUUAACGCCUUUUCUCUUAUAAAAGAUAAGAAGGGCUCUAAAAGUUGUAAAAGAAGGAAAACAUCUUCAAAACAUUUAUUUAGAAGAAAACGUGAUAAAAAUCAAUCAAUAUUACCAUUUUAUAAGGAAAAAAAUGCAGAUAUUAUAAUCAAUUCGGAUGAAGAUGGGCCUAUACAUAGUAGAAAUAGCGGAAAUUUAUUCUCUAAUGGUUUAUUAAGCCAUUCAGCCUUCUCAAAUAAUUGUUUAAAACUUGAAAAUCAGAAUUUAUUUAAAAUAUAUGAAUGUAAUACAGAAAACAUAGUUGAUUUAGUAAAAGAAAAAGAAUAUGAUGAGGAAAUUGAAUUGAUAGAUGAUUCUGAACAAGAAUAUUGUCAAAACAUAUCAAAUAUAUCAGAUAAAUCAGAGUUUUAUAAAAAUGAUCUAAAAGAUUAUGAAAAUAAUUCAAAAAAAGAAUCUAAUUCAGAUUCAGAUGAGAGUAAUAUUAAAGAUUAUUGUAUAAAUAUGUCACAUUCUCAUUGGGAAAAUAAAACAAUGGAUAAAAAUAUAAAAAAAAAAAUAAAACAUGAAUUUGAAUCAGAUGCAUUGGGAAGUUCAGAAGAUGAACAAGAAUGUUCUUUUAUGAUACCAAAAAUGAAGCAACGAAAAAUUAUUUUUUCUGAUGAUAGUGAAGAUUCUCAAUUAGAGAUAGAAGAAGAUUUAAAUAAUUUAAACGAAAAAGAUAUAUUAGAAGAAAGAACUAGAGGAUCUAAGAGAAAUGUAAAAAAAAGAGUAUUUCAACGGCAACUUGAAAGGCUUAAACAAAGAAAAAAUAAAAACAUGAAGAAAAAUUCUGAAGAAGAUUCAGACGAUCUAGAAAUAAUACACAAUCCUAGGAUUCGUUCAAAACAUAAUUCAUAUCCUAUAUUUUCUGAUAGUGAAACAAGUCUAAAUACAGAAGAAUCUGUUUCUUUGGACGAUUUUAUAAUAAGUGAUAAUGAACCUAUUGGAACACCACAUUCUCAAAUCCCUGUUGAAUUCACAGUAUUUAGUUAUCAAGGAAUUUCAUCUCAUUUUAGAAUUUUUCUUCAUCACAAAAUACAUAAACUUUUAAAUCCAGAUUUUAUUAAUGAAUCAAAUCAUUUUAUAUUUUCUCAAAAAUAUUUAGAAAGAAGAUUCAAUUCUUUGAGGGAUUCUGUUCUUUCAUCAUCAGCAUGGAAACAACCAUUUAUUAAUUCGAUUUCUUCUCUACCAAUAAUAAAAUCAGGAACAUGUGAAUCACGUUUUAAAUGUGAUGCAUGCCAUAUAUCUGGAAGGACUUCAUCCUUCUGGAUUCGCUUUAUUAAUUUAAAAUAUGAUCCAGAAACAUUAGAAAUAUAUGAAACUAAGGAAUCAGAAGAGUCAUUAGAAGACAGAACAGACAAUUCUGAUAGAAUAUGGUAUCUUGGAAGAUUCUGUUUCUCACGAGCAAAAAUUGCACAUAGUUUUUGGCAUUGGCAUUUUAAUUUAAAUGAGGAUUUAAAAAGAAUACUUAAGAAAAGUGGAAAACUUGAUUUUUUCAAAAAAAAACUGCUUACUAUGAAUAUCUCUCAACGCACUAAGAAAAUUGAUGAAGUAAUAAGGGAAUUAGAUAAUUCUGGAAAAACAAACGAAAUAUGGGAAAAUUUUAACAAUAUUUUAAAAAAAGGCGAAAACUUCAUGACUGCACCUAAUAGAUUUAAAAAUGAUCAUUAA